UUGUUUGCUUGGAAAUACAGGUCAAUAGUUGGCUUAGUCUUCAACAUUUUGUUUAGAAAAAAUUUCAAAAAAAAAAUCUUCGACACUUAACAGGAAAAUGAAUUUUAACGAAUUUGAUGACGUGAUGGAGCAGAUCGGUUUUGGGAAAGUGCAUUGUUAUGUGAUGCUCACGUUGGGCCUGCUGCAAAUGUUGACCAUACACGAGACAAUGGGAAUGGGCAUAAUUGCGCCGUCUGCGGUCUGCGAUCUGCGCAUGAGCCUUGUCCAGUUGUCGACAAUUACGGCGGCGGCAUUUCUGGGCAUUAUCUGCUCCUCGUAUUUCUGGGGCUACAUUACGGACAAGAUGGGGCGUCGCUGGAUAUUGCUGCACACGAUCUCGAUUAGCAAUCUGUGUUCCAUAAUAUCCAUGUUUAUGGUCAGCUUUACGAGCUUCUUUGUGAUGCGCUUCCUUACGGGCAUCUUCGUUGCCGGUCCGAGCUUCGUGGCCGUCACGUACCUGAGCGAGUUUUGCAACAAGAAAAUUCUGGCCCGCACUGUCACGCACAUGUACAUGUUCACCGGCUUCGCCAUGUUCUAUUGCCCCUCGUGGGCUACUUUGUUUCUCUCGUCGAGUUUCAUGGACUUUGAAAUCGGUUUCGUUGGCCGACUGACCUUUCGUCCCUGGCGUCUGCUCGGCUGCAUGUUUAUGCUGCCCGGCGUAGUCGCGUUCGUUCUGCUCCUACGCAUGCCGGAGAGUCCAAAGUUUCUGUUUAUGAUCGGCGAGACAAAGCAGGGCAUAGCUGUCAUGGAUUGGAUCAGUACGAAGAAUACGGGACGUCCGCUCAGUGCCGAGCAGGUGGAACUGAUGCUCAAGUUCCAGGAAUCGACAGGUGUCGUACGACAAAAGCGCUCGAAUAACUUUCUGCAGCAAAUGAUGAUCGAUGCGAUGCCCCUGUUUCGCAAGCCCUAUGUUGGCUUCUAUGUGGGCAGCUGUUCCGUCAUGUUUAGCCUCGGUUUGGUUGCGAAUGGCUUUGGUAUGUGGUACACGGCAAUGCGAAAUCGUUCCAAUAUGCGACUCGACGAUAAGACUGAUAUGACAUUUUGUAAAAUACUUUUCAACACGGCGCCCUCCAUUCUCGAAGAGAGCGAGCCGGAUCUGAUUGUCCCAUGCAACGACGGCUUCAUGGGCUUCAACGACUCGCUCAUAUUGGGCGCUACCUAUAUCAUUCUGUACAACAUUUGCUGGCUGAUGCUUUUCUUUUUGCCACGCAAGGCCUUGUUCAUUGCCGCUUUGGUCAUCUCCUCAUCCUGCGGCUUUGCUUUGAUCUUUGUCACCGGCCGUUGGUUGCAGCUGUUUGCCUUCGAUCUGUUUAUCGCUUUGCCGGGCGUCGUCAUCAGUUUGUUGGGCGGCGCACUGCUCCAGUUUGUGCCCACCUAUCUGCGGGCCAAGGCCCUGUGCAUCAGCUUAAUGUGGUGUCGCUGGGGCGCCGUGGUCGGCACAACAAUCGUUGGCAUCUACAUUGAGAAGAGCUGCGAGAUGACCAUUCUGGUGGUUGCCAUCUUCCCGAUGCUUUCGGCAAGCAUCGAGGGCUUUUUACCUCUCUAGUUGGACAAAACAUCUAAAUUAUGGUUUUUAUAUUUAAAUUGCUUGGAUUUUUUAGUAAAUAAAGGCUGGGCAAACCCAAAGGCUCGACAAGGCCUGAAGUCUGAGAGUCUGAAGACGAUAAUCGCCACACUUUGUUGUUUUAAAAAUGUUAAUUGAAAUAAAUCAGCACAAACACAAAAUUCA
Drosophila montana is the source of this 1768-nucleotide messenger RNA. Its product is annotated as synaptic vesicle glycoprotein 2C. Gene Ontology annotation, molecular function: transmembrane transporter activity. Gene Ontology annotation, biological process: transmembrane transport. NCBI's taxonomy places the organism in Eukaryota, Metazoa, Arthropoda, Insecta, Diptera, Drosophilidae. Bases 98 to 1585 code for a protein of 495 amino acids. Gene Ontology annotation, cellular component: membrane. The record is from RefSeq and is a predicted model, not a curated record. The transcript is spliced from 6 exons.